GUAUGGAAAUGCUAAAACACACUAUCCCUCGUUUUAAGCGCACCACAUUCAACACAAUGCUAACUGAAACAUGUUAACACAUUGCUACGGACAUUUUUUGGAUUAAUUUAAUAACAUAUUCCACCACAUCGAACAAGAUUCAGGAAAUGAUUUUCCUCAAAUUAGCUUUCCGGAAACUGAAGAAAAUCGGCAUCCGUUACUUGCUAAUUCUUAUUCUCUCGUGGUUUAGUCUGAUGUUCUUGCUGCAAAAAACUAUUCAGGGCUACGACACGGACAAGAUGUCCAUCCUACUGCAGGACGCUGACCGGACCAAAAUGGAGCUACGAGUUGAGAGGGACGAGGUCCCUGAUGACCUGAAGAUGAACCAAAAUGGGGCAGGGGGCAAGGGAGUUCAACUUACAAAAGAGGAGAAGGAAAACUCCAAGAAAACAUACUAUCUGAACCAGUUCAAUCUGGUGGCCUCUGACAAACUGGGUCACUUUCGGGAACUGGGGGACUUCAGGAGUAAAGAGUGCAUAGAGAGACACCCCUCCUACCCUCCCAAUCUGCCCACUCUCUCCAUCAUCGUCAUAUUCCACAACGAGGCACUCUCAACCCUCAUGCGCACUGUCACCAGCUGUUUCUAUCGGACGAACCAGGUGCUACUUAAAGAUAUCAUUCUCACUGACGAUGUCUCGAACAGGACAGAUGUGACAGAGGAAUUGCCAAAAUAUAUCCAGGGUCACUUCCAGGGAAAGGUCAAGAUAGUACGCGCACCCACCAGACAAGGUUUGAUCAAAGCGAGAGUGUUCGGGUCAAACUACGCAACUGGAGAGGCGCUGGUGUUUCUGGACUCUCACUGCGAGUGCACCGAGGGGUGGGCGGAGCCUAUUCUGGCUGAGAUCGCGAGGGACUACCGAACUGCAGUGCAGCCAUCGAUAGGACAAAUCAGCUCACAGACAUUCUCCAUGCACGCAUUUACAGAGGUGAAGAAUGUUGGGAAGUUUGACUGGUCACUACUGUUCAAAUGGAGAAGCAUUCCAGAUCAUGACCGCAAAUUCAUCACUAGCAAGGCUGACUCAGUCAGAACUGCUACAAUGGCAGGAGGUCUCUUCGGAAUAAGCAAGAGAUGGUGGGAGUAUUUGGGCAAAUAUGACCCUGGAUUCGAGCUUUGGGGAGGAGAGAACCUGGAAAUAUCAAUCAAGAGUUGGUUGUGUGGCGGGUCGGUGGUCAUAACUCCCUGCUCCAUCAUUGGCCACGUGUUCCGAAACAAACAUCCCUACCAUUGGUACAAAGAGGGUCCGGACAAUGCCUUCUCUAUCAAUGCCAUGCGACUGGCUGAGGUGUGGUUAGAUGAGUUCAAGGAAGUGUUCUAUCGACAAGCCCCCACCCAAAUACGCAAACUGGACAUCGGGGAUAUCAGAGACAGACUGGAGCUGAAAAGAAGACUAGACUGCAAGCCGUUCCGUUGGUUCCUGGAGAACGUGGUGAAAGACAUGUACAUACCUACUCCCACCAACAUCCACGCCGGUAUUCUGCAGGUGGUCUAUCUGGGACGCAAACAGUGCAUAGACCACUUCCAACAGAGGAGUGGAAAUGUCAACACAUAUCCAUGCCACUACUUGCAUUCACAGCACAUAGAGUAUACAACUGCAAAGGAAUUGCGUAUGUUGGGCCAAGUAUGCCUGGAGGCUAUCUCAAAGGACCUUCAAGUGACCAAACGAGCCUGCAGCUUGAACAAAAACCAAUUGUGGGAUAUUCCAAGUUUUAAAUCUGGUCCCAUUAUACACAUUGAGACACAGCAGUGCUUGACACUUCAAGAGGGAAUGCAAGCGAAUGUCGUGUUGGCCGAUUGCGACUCUAGUAAUGAGCUUCAGAAAUGGACCUUUGCAAAACACUUGUCGAGAGAACAUUCUUAA
Symsagittifera roscoffensis is the source of this 1898-nucleotide messenger RNA. RefSeq names its product polypeptide N-acetylgalactosaminyltransferase 3-like. The record is from RefSeq and is a predicted model, not a curated record. Bases 147 to 1898 code for a protein of 583 amino acids. NCBI's taxonomy places the organism in Eukaryota, Metazoa, Xenacoelomorpha, Acoela, Convolutidae. The transcript has 10 exons. Gene Ontology annotation, biological process: protein O-linked glycosylation. Gene Ontology annotation, cellular component: Golgi apparatus. Gene Ontology annotation, molecular function: polypeptide N-acetylgalactosaminyltransferase activity.